This is a messenger RNA of Dendrobium catenatum, 653 nucleotides long. RefSeq names its product protein phosphatase 1 regulatory subunit INH3. Bases 132 to 470 code for a protein of 112 amino acids. The transcript has 2 exons. Gene Ontology annotation, molecular function: protein serine/threonine phosphatase inhibitor activity; protein phosphatase 1 binding. NCBI's taxonomy places the organism in Eukaryota, Viridiplantae, Streptophyta, Magnoliopsida, Asparagales, Orchidaceae. Gene Ontology annotation, cellular component: nucleus. The record is from RefSeq and is a predicted model, not a curated record.
AGAUUUUAAAUAGUAGAAAUAGAAAAAGAAUAUAUUAAAUAGUUCGAACGUAAAUCCCUAUAAAUGUUUUGCAUCUUAAAAGCGAAAUAUGGCUCGGUCUCUAAGCUUCGAUCGAUCCUUCGAUAAUAGCGAUGAUGGCGAGAUCAACAACGAGGCCGUCGCGUUUCUCGAGUGGUACUCUAACCCUAACUCUGGAAGAGCCUUCUUCCUCUUCAUCCCAGCCGCCGCCGCCUCAAACCCUUGUUCUUCGCCUCAAGCUACCAAAGAAGAAGGUUACGUGGAAGGAAGGCACGGUCGACAACGAGCUUCUCGGCAGGAAGAGUUCUAAGAAGUGCUGCAUCUUCCAUAAGCAAAAACCUUUUGAUGAGGACGAUAGCGAAGACGAGGAUGGCCAUGGGUCGAAUUGCACAGAUGGCCACAACCACGGAAUAGAGGAUUCUGCUCUUCGCGGGACGAUGGAAUCGAUUUGAAUUGAUAGAUGAUGAUAUGAUUGUAUGUUUUUUCUCCCUUUGUGGCCUUAUUGAUUUAUAGGAUUUGGACUAUUUCCUGUAUGUGUGCGUUCUUGGUUAACUGGGAUUAUCUUCUUCAAGUACUUUUGUAAUCAAGAUACAAAUUUAUCAGUUGUUUUUGAAAUUAAUCCCUUUUCUUACUAA